UUGAGGUGACAUCCACAGACCACUUCUCUGUCUAUCAGCUGUCGGACCUCAACGACACAGACAUGGCGGCUCAAAAUCUCCUUCUUCAUGUCCAUGUUUCUACUGACAUUGUCAGGAAGAUGACCUUGCCUUCACGUCCAGAGAGUGUAGAUGAGCUGAAAACCAAGAUAAAAGCCAAGUUCCAGCUAGACUUUGACUUUAGCUUAUCUUAUGAAGACCCAGAUUUUGAUGGGCAGUUAUGCUCUCUUGUAGACAUUGAUGAGCUUCCGCAGAAGGCUGUAUUAAAAGUGAUUACGGGUGAGAGUGAUGGCAGCUCUGUAGCAUCAGAUGAAACCAUCAUACUUCCCCAUGCAAUGACCCCACAGAGAGUUGAUAGAUGGCCCACCGUUUUUCCAGUGCCCACUUUUUCAUAUGAGGUGGAGCUUAUACUUGGAGAAGGAAAUAUUGCAUUUGAGAGAACUGGGAAAACUCUGAAAUUGUCAAAGGGCCAAAAACACAACAUCCUUGAGACCCUUGCAGGUAAAAUGCAUGCUUUUAAAGCAUAUCCCACUGAUAGGGAAUUUUCAGAGGUCGCAAAAGCACUUGUGACUAAACAUCCGUGUCUAAAAGAACCAGGAUCUCAGACAGGAUGGUACGGGUGGAAAAACAGUUUAAAGUUUAAAAUGGGGAACUAUAGAACAAAGUUGAGUCAAGCUGGAUUUAGUGAAGUAGCCAUAAAUUCUGGAAAACGGAGCAAAAACAACCCUGACAAACAGCCUGCCCACAGUAACAUUAAAAGACCAAAACGGGCAGAGGUGAAUUUUCUCCCAAAUUUCCCAAGAGGGGAAGAUCUUGGAAGCUUGGAGCAAAUCAGACUCCAAAUUGUAGAUGAAGUCAAGAUAACCGCCAAAAACCUCACCCAGAUUACAGCUCUGAUGCAAACUACUUUUGCCUUACGGCGAAAAGAAGUCGUCAGCGAUGAGCUACCUGUUGGAGAGAUCUUGGAACGCUGGCCUGCCCUUGGAAUUGAGUCCCAGAUUUGUUCAGAGUUCCACAGGAUCACGAACAUCAACCUGAAAAACAAUUUCUAUGCUGAGCUGGAUCGACAUGUUCCUCGUCUCCAGAGCUUGUUCAGAAAAAAAGCUGCACGCACAGGGAAAGUGGCCGAAGCCCUUGAUAAGCUCUUCAGUGCUUAUGACCUCCAGGAGCAAGUUGACGUCCAUGGAAGACGUGCGGUUGUUCUCCGUGCUCUUCCUCCUUAUCUGUGCGAGGAUGACUCCAAGUUCCUGAAGAUGUGGGAUCCUGUGGAGUCUCCAGAAAUGGAUCUUCAUGACAUAGCAGUUGGCAUCGUUUUGAACUCUGCCAACUCAAUUGAUCCCACAUUCCUCGUCCCAGAUACGGUUGAAGUUGUCAUUGAGGGUAAUGUAGUGAUCACCGUGCCCACACUCGCUGAUGGAUAUGUUGUCCUUUUUGGCCUGAUUUAUGCACUGCAUUUAGAUUACCCAAAAGAAUUGGCCAAUACUUUUGACUUCAUUCAGAAGGUCUUAAUGGGCCUGGAAGAUGGAAAGUUGAGACCCAGAGUGUUGAGCCUGAAAAAUGAACUUUUGGCACGGGAGUAAUCUGGCUCUUGUUAACAAAGUUGCUUGAGCAACAUAUCAGGCACACACAACUGAAACAACUUAAUGUUUUGACAUUAUUAUUGUUCACCUCCAACUCAAUGUUUGCCAGUUCAUCUUAAAAAUUGUAUUAGUAUGGAUACAGUGUCAUGCAUAGGCAUAUUUGUUUUUCUUGGUCAGUUUUUGAAAAUACUCUUUUGUGAUGUUUGUUUGUACUGGAAGCUGUUACUGAAGUACACAGUUUCAUAUCUUUGCUCUUAUGUGAUUUUGAAAUAUGAUAAUGUGAUGCAGUGCUUUAAAUGUAUUACAUUAAACUGAGCUCUAAUGUUUAUUAGUAAAGUUGGACAUGUAUGACAGGUUCCUUUUACUGUCCAUUUGAAAAUGUGAUAAUUCCGAAAAAAAAAAAAAAAAUGUUAUUGUACUAAUUUGGGUAUUGUUUUACUCAAUAAAAUGGGACUGAAUUUAA
Molecule: messenger RNA, 2061 nt
Organism: Fundulus heteroclitus (mummichog)
Lineage: Eukaryota; Metazoa; Chordata; Actinopteri; Cyprinodontiformes; Fundulidae
Exons: 5
Coding region: 63-1598 (511 amino acids)
Source: RefSeq, a predicted model, not a curated record